UCUACACGUAAUGGAGAUGCUGAUAAAAUAGUUAAGAUUGAUAUUGAUUAUCCUUAUAAACUUCCAUGCGGUCCGUCCGGACUUGAUGAUAUUUUUUCAGGUUUCCUAAAUGCCAUAUCAGCACAAUUAG
Messenger RNA from Racocetra persica, 130 nucleotides. The record is from the annotation of a GenBank genome assembly. NCBI's taxonomy places the organism in Eukaryota, Fungi, Glomeromycota, Glomeromycetes, Diversisporales, Gigasporaceae.